This is a messenger RNA of Penaeus vannamei (Pacific white shrimp), 3813 nucleotides long. The record is from RefSeq and is a predicted model, not a curated record. NCBI's taxonomy places the organism in Eukaryota, Metazoa, Arthropoda, Malacostraca, Decapoda, Penaeidae.
AUGUUAGUGGCUGUUCCAGGCAGGAAUGAAGCAACAUCUGUCGGUACACCUGGCAGUGUUAUAACACUCGUGACUGUACCAUACACUGUUGUAACACUUGUGGCUGCACCAGGGAAUGAGAUAACACCUGUGGCUGUUCCAGUGCAGUGGCUGUUAGGCAGUGAUGUUACACCUGUGGCUGUUCCAGGCAGUGAUAUAACACUUACGACUGUACCGUGCAAUGAUGUAACACUUGUGACUGCACCAGGGAAUGAAGCAACACCUGUCGGGAGUGACGUUACACCUGUGAAGGUACCAGGCAGUGAUAUAACACUUACAACUGUACCGUGCAAUGAUGUAACACUUGUGACUGCAUCAGGGAAUGAAGCAACAUCUGUCGGUACACCUGGCAGUGUUAUAACACUCGUGACUGUACCAUACACUGUUGUAACACUUGUAGCAGCACCAGGGAAUGAGAUAACACCUGUGGCUGUUCCAGGCAGUGAUAUAACACUUACAACUGUACCGUGCAAUGAUGUAACACUUGUGACUGCACCAGGGAAUGAAGCAACACCUGUCGGUACACCAGGAAGUGUUAUAACACUCGUGACUGUACCAUACACUGUUGUAACACUUGUGCAGAGUGUUAUAACACUCGUGACUGUACCAUACACUGUUGUAACACUUGUAGCUGCACCAGGGAAUGAGAUAACACCUGUGGCUGUUCCAGGCAGCAGUGAUAUAACACUUACGACUGUACCGUGCAAUGAUGUAACACUUGUGACUGCACCAGGGAAUGAAGCAACAUCUGUCGGUACACCAGGAAGUGUUAUAACACUCGUGACUGUACCAUACACUGUUGUAACACUUGUGGCUGCACCAGGGAAUGAGAUAAAACCUGUGGCUGUUCCAGGCAGCAGUGAUAUAACACUUACAACUGUACCGUGCAAUGAUGUAACACUUGUGACUGCACCAGGGAAUGACGGAACAUCUGUCGGUACACCUGGCAGUGUUAUAACACUCGUGACUGUACCAUACACUGUUGUAACACUUGUAGCAGCACCAGGGAAUGAGACAACACCUGUGGCUGUUCCAGGGAGGAAAAAUGUUACACCUGUGAAGGUACCAGGCAGUGAUAUAACACUUACAACUGUACCGUGCAAUGAUGUAACACUUGUGACUGCACCAGGGAACGAAGGAACAUCUGUCGGUACACCUGGCAGUGUUAUAACACUCGUGACUGUACCAUACACUGUUGUAACACUUGUGGCUGCACCAGGGAAUGAGAUAACACCUGUGGCUGUUCCAGGGAGCAAAGAUGUUAUACCUGUGAAGGUACCAGGCAGUGAUAUAACACUUACGACUGUACCGUGCAAUGAUGUAACACUUGUGACUGCACCAGGGAAUGAAGCAACAUCUGUCGGUACACCUGGAAGUGUUAUAACACUCGUGACUGUACCAUACACUGUUGUAACACUUGUGGCUGCACCAGGGAAUGCACUGUGGCUGUUCCAGGCAGUGAUUGAUAUAACACUUACGACUGUACCGUGCAAUGAUGUAACACUUGUGACUGCACCAGGGAAUGAAGCAACACCUGUCGGUACACCAGGAAGUGUUAUAACACUCGUGACUGUACCAUACACUGUUGUAACACUUGUGGCUGCACCAGGGAAUGAGAUAAAACCUGUGGCUGUUCCAGACAGCAGUGACGUUACACCUAUGAAGGUACCAGGCAGUGAUAUAACACUUACAACUGUACCGUGCAAUGAUGUAACACUUGUGACUGCACCAGGGAAUGACGGAACAUCUGUCGGUACACCUGGCAGUGUUAUAACACUCGUGACUGUACCAUACACUGUUGUAACACUUGUAGCAGCACCAGGGAAUGAGACAACACCUGUGGCUGUUCCAGGGAGGAAAAAUGUUACACCUGUGAAGGUACCAGGCAGUGAUAUAACACUUACAACUGUACCGUGCAAUGAUGUAACACUUGUGACUGCACCAGGGAACGAAGGAACAUCUGUCGGUACACCUGGCAGUGUUAUAACACUCGUGACUGUACCAUACACUGUUGUAACACUUGUAGCAGCACCAGGAAAUGAGACAACACCUGUGGCUGUUCCAGGCAGGAAAAAUGUUACACCUGUGAAGGUACCAGGCAGUGAUAUAACACUUACGACUGUACCGUGCAACGAUGUAACACUUGUGACUGCACCAGGGAAUGAAGCAACAUCUGUCGGUACACCUGGCAGUGUUAUAACACUCGUGACUGUACCAUACACUGUUGUAACACUUGUAGCUGCACCAGGGAAUGAGACAACACCUGUGGCUGUUCCAGGCAGUGAUGUUACACCUGUGAAGGUACCAGGCAGUGAUAUAACACUUACAACUGUACCGUGCAAUGAUGUAACACUUGUGACUGCACCAGGGAAUGACGGAACAUCUGUCGGUACACCUGGCAGUGUUAUAACACUCGUGACUGUACCAUACACUGUUGUAACACUUGUAGCUGCACCAGGAAAUGAGAUAACACCUGUGGCUGUUCCAGGCAGCAGUGAUGUUACACUUGUGGUUGUUCCAGGCUGUGAUGUUACACCUGUGAAGGUACCAGGCAGUGAUAUAACACUUACAACUGUACCGUGCAAUGAUGUAACACUUGUGACUGCACCAGGGAAUGACGGAACAUCUGUCGGUACACCUGGCAGUGUUAUAACACUCGUGACUGUACCAUACACUGUUGUAACACUUGUAGCUGCACCAGGAAAUGAGAUAACACCUGUGGCUGUUCCAGGGAAAAAUGUUACACCUGUGAAGGUACCAGGCAGUGAUAUAACACUUACGACUGUACCGUGCAAUGAUGUAACACUUGUGACUGCACCAGAGAAUGAAGCAACAUCUGUCGGUACACCAGGAAGUGUUAUAACACUCGUGACUGUACCAUACACUGUUGUAACACUUGUGGCUGCACCAGGGAAUGAGAUAACACCUGUGGCUGUUCCAGGCAGUGACGUUACACCUGUGAAGGUACCAGGCAGUGAUAUAACACUCGUGAUUGUAUUAGUCUGUGAUAUAACGCUUGUGACUGUGUCUUGCAGUGUCUGCACACUUGUGACCACUCCAGGAAAUGAUGUAAUGCCUAGAACUAUACCAUUUUGUGAUGUUACACUUGUCACUGCUCCAGGGAAGGAUGUAAAAGUAGUAGCAGUACUAGGCAACGAUAUUAUACUAAUGAUUGUACCAGAAAGCGAUAUGACACUAGUGACCGCACCUGGAAAUGAUGCAACACCUGUAGGUAUACCUGGCAGUGAUAUGACACUUGUGACUUUACCCAAUUGUGUCGUUACACUUGUGUGGGCACCUGGAAGUGAUAUGACACCGGUUAUUGCACCAGGCAGUGUUUAUGACAUUUUCGAGAUUGUUCCAGGCAGUGACAUUACACUUGCGGUUGCACUAGGUAGAGGUGUUCCAGCUGUGAUUGCACCUGAUACCAAUGCACCGCCUGUGAUUGUACCAGUCAAGGCCGUUAUAUCCGUCAUCGUGACUUUAGCAGGCAAUGAUGUAAUAUCUGUGACUGUAGCUGGCUGUGCUGAAGCACCAAUGACUGAGCCAGGAAAUGAAACCACGCUUGUAAAUGCACCAGGGACUGAUAUCACACUCGUGCCGUACUGGGUUAGCACACUUGUGACUGUACCCAGUAGCGAGGUCACAACCGUGAGUGUUCCAGGCAAUUUGUUAAUGACUGUACCGGGCACUACUUCUGAUAUCGCUAUAGUGCCAUUUCCACCGGGUAGUGAACAGGGGGUCCUGCAUUUAAUCCCCAUGAUGCACAUCUGA